GCGGAGCGACGGGUCUCGGGCCCUCAGGCGGAGCGGCGGGCGCCGGACCCCCAGGCAGAGCGACGGUCUCGGUCCCCCAGGCGGAAGGAGCGGCGGGCGCCGGACCCCCAGGCGGAGCGACGGGUCUCGGGCCCCCAGGCGGAGCGACAGGCACCGAGUCACAAGGCACGACAGCAGUGGGCACCAAGUCACCAGGCACGACAGUGGGCUCUGAGUCAAUUGGCACGACAGCGGGCACCGGGUCAUUUGGCUCGCCAGCGGGCACCGCGUCAUCUGGCAAGGCAGUGGGCACCGAGUCACCAGGCACGACAGUGGGCUCUGAGU
This is a messenger RNA of Staurois parvus, 324 nucleotides long. The record is from the annotation of a GenBank genome assembly. Lineage: Eukaryota; Metazoa; Chordata; Amphibia; Anura; Ranidae.